AUGGGGGCUCUCCCGGCGCUGCUCGGGGCCGCUUUGCUUUGGGCCGGCGCCGGGGCCCUCGUCAACCUCAAGUACUCGGUGGAGGAGGAGCAGCGGGCCGGCACGGUGAUCGCUAACGUCGCCAAGGACGCCCGGGACGCCGGGUUCGUGCUGGACCCCCGGCAGCCCGCCGCCUUUCGGGUGGUCUCCAACUCGGCACCCCACUUGGUGGACAUCAGCCCCGGGUCCGGGCUGCUGGUGACCAAGCAGAAGAUCGACAGGGACCUGCUAUGCCGGCAGAGCCCCAAGUGUGUCAUCUCGCUGGAGGUGAUGUCCAGCUCCAUGGAGAUCUGCGUGAUCAAGCUGGAGAUCAAGGACCUGAACGACAACGCGCCCAGCUUCCCCACGGACCAAAUCGAGCUGGAGAUCUCGGAGACGGCCAGCCCUGGCACCCGGGUGCCACUGGAGAGUGCCUAUGACCCGGACUCGGGCAGCUUUGGUGUGCAGAGCUAUGAGAUCACCCCCAAUGACCUCUUUGGGCUGGAGACCAAGACGCGGGGUGAUGGGUCCCGUUUUGCUGAGCUGGUGGUGGAGAAGAGCCUGGACCGUGAGACCCAGUCCCACUACAGCUACGUGAUCACGGCUCUGGAUGGUGGUGACCCGCCCAACUUUGGCACGGUGGAGCUCAGCAUCCGCGUCAUCGACUCCAAUGACAACAACCCGCUCUUCGAGGAGCCAGCCUACACCGUCAGCGUGCCUGAAAAUGCCCCUCCGGGGACGCCAGUCAUCCGCCUCAAUGCCUCUGACCCGGACGAGGGCACCAACGGCCAGGUCCUCUACUCCUUCCACAGCUACGUCUCUGAGCGGGCCCGGGAGCUCUUCCAAAUCGACCCCCAGAGCGGCCUCAUCACGGUGAGCGGUGCCAUCGACUAUGAGGAGGGUCACGUCUACGAGCUGGACGUGCAGGCCAAGGACUUGGGGCCUAACUCCAUCCCUGCCCAUUGCAAAGUGACCAUCAGCGUCCAGGAUGCCAACGACAACCCGCCCCUCAUCAACCUGCUCUCUGUCAACAGCGAGCUGGUGGAGGUGAGCGAGAACGCCCCGCUGGGGUACGUCAUCGCCCUGGUGCGCGUCUCGGAUCGCGACUCCGGGGCCAACGGGCGCGUGCAGUGCAAGCUCCUGGGCAACGUGCCUUUUCGACUGCAGGAGUACGAGAGCUUCUCCACCAUCCUGGUGGAUGGGCGGCUGGACCGGGAGCAGAGGGACCAGUACAACCUCACCAUCCAGGCUAGGGAUAACGGCAUCCCUUCCCUGCAGGCCACCAAAUCCUUCACCGUCAAGAUCACCGAUGAGAAUGACAACCAUCCCCACUUCUCCAAGCCCUACUACCAAGUCAUUGUGCAGGAGAACAACACCCCAGGGGCUUACCUGCUGUCGGUGUCAGCCAGAGACCCUGACCUGGGCCUCAAUGGCAGCGUGACCUACCAGAUCGUGCCCUCCCAAGUCAGGGACAUGCCUGUCUUCACCUAUGUCUCCAUCAACCCCAACUCUGGAGAUAUCUAUGCUUUGAGGUCCUUCAAUCAUGAACAGACCAAGGCCUUUGAGUUCAAGGUCUUGGCUAAAGAUGGGGGUAAUCCCUCUCUGCAGAGCAACGCCACUGUCAGGGUGAUCGUCCUGGACGUCAAUGACAACACGCCCGUGAUCACGGCCCCGCCGCUGGUCAACGGGACAGCAGAGGUGUACAUCCCCAGGAACGCAGGGGUUGGCUACCUGGUGACAGUGGUCAAGGCAGAUGACUAUGACGAGGGUGAAAAUGGCAGACUUUCCUAUGAAAUGGUGGAAGGAGACAGAGGGUUUUUUGAGAUCGACCAGGUCAAUGGAGAAAUAAGGACCACCAGAGCCUUUGGGGAGAAUGCCAAAACAGCCUAUGAGCUCAUCGUGGUGGCUCACGACCAUGGGAAAACAUCUCUCUCGGCUUCUGCCUUGAUUUUGAUAUACCUGUCUCCAGCUCUGGAUGCCCAGGAGUCCAUAGGAUCUGUUAACCUCUCCUUGAUUUUCAUUAUUGCCCUGGGUUCUAUUGCAGCCAUUCUUUUUGUCACCAUGAUCUUUGUGGCAGUCAAGUGCAAAAGGGAUAACAAGGAAAUCAGGACCUACAACUGCAGAAUCGCAGAGUACUCGUACGGGCAUCAGAAGAAAUCAAGCAAGAAGAAGAAGAUCAGCAAGAACGAUAUCCGCCUGGUGCCGCGGGACGUGGAGGAGACGGACAAAAUGAACGUGGUGAGCUGCUCCUCUCUCACCUCCUCCCUCAACUACUUCGACUACCACCAGCAGACCCUGCCCCUGGGCUGCCGCCGCUCCGAGAGCACCUUCCUCAACGUGGAGAGCCAGAACAGCAGGAACGCCGGCUCCAACCACAUCUACCACCACACCUUCACGGGCCAGAGCCCCCAGCAGCCCGACCUCAUCAUCAACGGCAUGCCCCUGCCCGAGACUGAAAACUACUCCUUUGAUUCCAACUACGUGAACAGCAGAGCUCAUUUAAUAAAAAGCUCCACGUUCAAGGACUUGGAGGGGAACAGUCUGAAGGACAGUGGCCAUGAGGAGAGUGACCAGACAGACAGCGAGCACGACGUGCAGCGGGGCCUCUACUGCGACACGGCCGUCAACGAUGUCCUCAACACCAGCGUCCCCUCCAUGGGCUCCCAGGGCCCCGAGCCAGAGCAGAGCGAGGGUUUGCAGUGCCGGGAGGAGUGCCGCAUCCUGGGCCACUCGGACCGCUGCUGGAUGCCCCGCGGCGCCGUGCCCAGCCGCGCCAAGUCCCCGGAGCACGGCCGGAACGUCAUCGCGCUGUCCAUCGAGGCCACGGCGCUGGACGCGGAGCCUUACGCAGACUGCAGCACAAAAAGGACCUUCGCCACCUUCGGCAAGGAGGGCGGCGAGCCCCCGGCCGACGAGCGGCUCGCCAACGCCAAGGCCAAAAGAACGGUGGACUCGGCCGCCUGCAGCCCCAAGGUGAGCGGCGCCGUGCGCGAGGCCGGCAACGGCUGCGAGGCCGUCAGCCCCGUCACCUCGCCCCUGCACCUGAAGAGCCCCUUGGCCGCCAAGCCAGCCGUGGUGCCCUACGGGGCCGGGCACUGCCGGGAACGGGAGCCCUUUGGGAACACUGGCCCUUCCCGGCCCACGGAGGCAGAGCCCCGGGGCGCGGACAGCGAGAGCGGCGGGCAGGAGGGCAACCCGCUCCUGCAGGAGCGCCGGGAAAAGGACUCGCCCGGAGCCCGGAGACUAAAGGACAUCGUCCUCUGAGCGACACGUGGCAGCACGAGGACGAGGACGAGGACGAGGACGAGGACGAGGAUGAGGAUGAGGGACCGCACGACUCCCAGCGCAGAUUGUUUUUAUCGCUUACCAAUGGUUCACAGAUUGCUGUAUUUAAAAGCUUUCCCUCAAUGUAUUGUUUAUAAAUGGAGCUAUCGUUCAUGUGACAAUCCCACGUGUCUGACAGGCGGCAGGGGUGUGCAGCCAGAGCAGCUGGUGGUUUUUU
Sturnus vulgaris (Common starling) is the source of this 3520-nucleotide messenger RNA. RefSeq names its product protocadherin 19 (gene PCDH19). Gene Ontology annotation, molecular function: calcium ion binding. NCBI's taxonomy places the organism in Eukaryota, Metazoa, Chordata, Aves, Passeriformes, Sturnidae. Gene Ontology annotation, biological process: homophilic cell-cell adhesion. Gene Ontology annotation, cellular component: plasma membrane. The record is from RefSeq and is a predicted model, not a curated record.